Quercus lobata is the source of this 558-nucleotide messenger RNA. RefSeq lists its product as uncharacterized. The coding region runs from base 18 to 458 and encodes 146 amino acids. The transcript is spliced from 2 exons. Lineage: Eukaryota; Viridiplantae; Streptophyta; Magnoliopsida; Fagales; Fagaceae. Gene Ontology annotation, molecular function: zinc ion binding; nucleic acid binding. The record is from RefSeq and is a predicted model, not a curated record.
GGGAGCAUUAUCUUGCGAUGAUCUUAAAUCUGAAUACAUUAGAAGUUUUAGGUGCCGAUAUUGAUGGAAAAUCCCAAGUGCAUAUGAUACUCCAGUCACUACCGGAAUCAUUCAAGGAAUUUGGACUCAAUUAUAAUAUGAAUAAAAAGAUUUAUUCAUUGUCUAAAUUAAUGAAUGGGUUGGGAGCGGUGGAACGCAUUCUUGGUACAUCUAGUGUUGAUGCUAAUAUGGCUAAAGCUUCUUCUUCUCAAUCUAAGUCAAAAGGCAAUGGUAAAAAGAAGAAGAAGAAGGACUUCACCAAGCAAGAUGGUAAGCAAAUUGCCUUAGGGGUUGCCGACAAAGGAAAGAAGAUCAGAGGAAAGUGUUUACAUUUUGGUGAGAAAGGACAUUGGAAGAAGAAUUGUCCAAAAUUCAGGGCUGCCAAUAAUAAGGGGGUUCCAGGAGACCAGAAAGCUUAAUAAAGGGGAAUUGUUUCUUAUUUUGGCUGAUGGGAGCAGGAUUCCAAUUGUAGUUGUUGGAGUGUUUAAUUUAUGUUUUGAGUCUAGGGUUUUAAUAUUG